Messenger RNA from Rhizopus microsporus ATCC 52813, 1525 nucleotides. RefSeq lists its product as uncharacterized. The transcript is spliced from 3 exons. NCBI's taxonomy places the organism in Eukaryota, Fungi, Mucoromycota, Mucoromycetes, Mucorales, Rhizopodaceae. Gene Ontology annotation, molecular function: metal ion binding. The record is from RefSeq and is a predicted model, not a curated record. Bases 77 to 1285 code for a protein of 402 amino acids.
CUCUUUUAUUAAUCCAAAAAGGCAUUUUUUUUUUUUGGCCUUUAUUUUUAAUUGCGGGCAAAACAUAGAGUAAAGCAUGGCCAUUUGUAAAUUUUAUCAAUCAGGCACUUGCAGAAAUGGAAACAACUGUAAUUUUCAACACGUGAAGCAAGGAAGCGCUUUGAAUUCUGCCGCACCUAAAUACAAUGAGACUUCUUUGAGAGGAAACCUAACAGACGAACGUCCGCAGUGGAAACUUAGUGUCUAUGGUCCAGCAAAAGAAGAACCAAAUUUGAUUGUUGGAACAGAUAGAAGCCCCGAAGAGGAUCGUUAUCAAUAUUAUCUUUGUAGAAGUACAACUGGAAAUGAAAGUCAAUAUCUUACCGGCCAUGACCAGCUUUCUAAUCAAAUGGAGGCACAAGUGAACGCGAUUAUAAAUAACCCAACAGGAGCUAUUCAACAUUAUGAAAAAGAAAAGUCAGCGCGUUCUGGUCCUUUUGGAGGCACUGCAAAUGAUACCCCUUUUGCCCCCUUUACAGGUUCUGGAUUUGGUGCAACAGCAGCAAAGCCUUUUGGCACAACAACGACUGCCUUUGGCUCUUCUUCAGCACCCACCGCUUUUGGAGCUCCUGCAUUUGGCACUACAGCAUUUGGAUCCACGAGUAGUCCAAGCGGAAAUGCAUUUGGUAAUAAAAGCGCCUUUGGCAGCAGUACAGCACCAGCUUUUGGAUCGACUAGCACACUCGGUUCUACUGCUCCAGCAUUUGGAUCGACAAGCACAUUAGGCGCAAGUGCCCCAGCAUUUGGUUCAACAAGUACAUUGGGGGCCAGUGCUCCUGCCUUUGGCUCAACCAGCACACUUGGAAGUGGAUCGGCUUUUGGACAGAAGGGCACGUUAGGAUCAGCAUUUGGACAGACAAGCAGUUUAGGUAGCGGAUCUGCAUUUGGACAAACAAGUACACUGGGAUCAGCAUUUGGAAAAUCAAAUGCGGUAGGGAGCGGUACAGCAUUUGGACAGACUACGCCUGCUUUUGGACAAGCUACAUCUUUUGGAAAUUUGGCAAAUAACAGCAACACGACAGCGCCUGCUUUUGGAACAACGAGUACACUUGGAACAGGUACGACAGCAUUUGGCUCAACCAAUGGAUUAGGAAAUACUACUACCGCUUUUGGUCAAAAUAAUGCAUUUACACAACCAAAACCUUCGAUUGACACAAAUGGCGAUCCUCAACUUGAGGCAUUUGUAUCUCAAGAGUUUAUAUAUCGCCAAGUACCCGAGAUCGAACCACCACCUGAGCUUCGAUAACAGUGUGUAUAUAAUAAAGAUAUUUUUUAUUUUGAUAUGUAUAAAAACUAUAUUAACUAUAUGUAUAUUUUAUAAAAAAAAUGUACAAAAGACAAAAAGGCUAGCUCAUGUACAAAAGGGAAGAACAAUAAAGGGGGGAAUUUUGUGUGUCAUCUAUGUAACAAAAUAAAGUACAAAAUUUGUUUGAAGUGAAUAUAUCCUUGUCCAUCGUUUUUUUACCUCUCUCUUUUUUUUGUUAUU